AAGGCGCUGUACUGUUUCGUUUCAGAUGUUCGUCUUGUCGAUGGUAUCACGCUAGGAGAGGGUAGAGUUGAGGUACUCUACAAUGGAGAAUGGGGAACUGUCUGCGAUGACGGGUGGGACUUGACUGAUGCCAACGUAGUAUGUGAGUCCCUUGGACUUGGUGCUGCAACAGAUGCUUUCCAGACUACUUUCUUUGGUCAAGGCAGUGGAUCUAUCGUAUUGGAUGACGUCUCUUGCUCCGGUGACGAAACGAGUAUAUUUGGCUGUGGGAAUGCGGGUCUUGGAAUCCACGACUGUGGUCAUUCAGAAGAUGCAGGUGUACGAUGUGAAAACGGAGUACGACUGGUUGCUGGAAGCGAUGCAAACGAAGGCAGAGUUGAAGUUUAUUACGGUGGAGCCUGGGGGACUGUAUGUGAUGACUUCUGGGAUGACACCGAUGCUGGAGUUGUCUGCCGAAGUCUUGGAUUCGAUUCUGGAAUUGGGGUAGGAAGAGCUCAAUUCGGAAUAGGUUCAGGGGAUAUCAUCCUGGAUGAUGUAUCAUGUACUGGAACAGAAACCAAUCUUGGUGAUUGUUCUAAUGCUGGUCUCGGCGUCAAUAACUGUGGGCACUCUGAAGAUGCCGGAGUACUCUGUUCUCAGACAACAUCAGCAGGUAGAAUGUUUGUCUUAACCUCUCAUAUAUUUGUAAAAAUAUCCAAUCUAAUCAGCAGUUUAAGGCUCUUCACAAUUGUGCUCCACAACGUAGAAUACUGACCACUUGAACAACAGGUUAAUAAAACUAUG
Messenger RNA from Strongylocentrotus purpuratus (purple sea urchin), 783 nucleotides. Its product is annotated as deleted in malignant brain tumors 1 protein-like. The annotation marks the transcript as partial. The record is from RefSeq and is a predicted model, not a curated record. The transcript is spliced from 2 exons. NCBI's taxonomy places the organism in Eukaryota, Metazoa, Echinodermata, Echinoidea, Camarodonta, Strongylocentrotidae. Gene Ontology annotation, cellular component: membrane.